ACAAAGUCUUCAGUAAACGCUGGCAACAUGAACGGCAACAGUGCAACACGGAGACUAAAGCUGAAAACAGAGGUUGGAAUAGUUGGAGGGGUGUCCCUCAUUGCAGGGGUUAUGAUUGGAUCAGGGAUUUUCAUAUCACCACAGACUAUGAUGCGGAACGUCAUGAGUCCAGGUGCCAGCUUGCUGAUAUGGGCCUGUUGUGGCAUUUUGGUUUUGCUGGCAUCUCUCAGCUAUGCUGAGUUGGGUACAGUCAUCUGUGAGUCUGGCGGGGACUACAUCUACAUUCUGCGGACAUCGGGCAACCUGAUGGCUUUUAUUUUUGCCUUCACCACUGUUGUGAUUGUAAAACCAAGCAGCGCAGCGAUACAGGCUCUCACUUUUGCCCAGAAUACAGUUGCACUCUUCUACGGCAGCUGUCCACCUCCAGUUCUCAUGGUAAAAGCUGUAGCUUUUGUUGUGCUCCUUCUGAUGAACAUCAUGAAUUGCAUGAAUGUGCGCUUGUCCAUAGCCAUCAACGUGUUGCUUUUAGCAGUUAAAUUUCUUGCACUGGGAGUUAUUACAAUUGGUGGCAUAAUAUUACUGUUUCAAGGGGACACUGUCGGCCUCCAAAAUUCUUUUGAAGGGACCAAUUUCAACAUUAAUGCCAUUGGAAUGGCAUUCUAUCAGUGUCUGUGGUCCUACAGUGGCUGGAGCACCCUAAACUGUGUAACAGAAGAGAUUAAACAUCCUGAGGUAAAUCUUCCCAGGGCAAUAAUGAUUGCCAUUCCCACGGUAACAAUCUUCUACUUGCUGGUCAAUGUCAGUUAUCUGGCUGCAAUGACACCUAGAGAGAUGAUGUUCUCCACUGCUGUGGCAGUUACCUGGGGGAAUAAGGUAUUGGGAGGCUGGGGUUGGGUGAUGUCCAUUGCAGCAGCACUGUCAUCUUUUGGUUCUUUGAAUGGAUCAUUCUUCAGUGGAGGACGGGUUUGCUUUGUAGCUGCCAGAGAGGGACAUUUGCCUGACAUCCUGGCCAUGGCACAUGUGCGACGCCUGACUCCUUCUCCCGCACUCAUCUUUACCACUAUCAUCUCUCUCAUUGUCCUCAUUCCUGGAGAUUUCGAGGGCAUCGUCAACUUCUUUGGAUUUACAGCCUGGUUCUUCUAUGGAGUCACAUUAUCAGGACUUCUCUAUCUAAAAAUCAAGAAGCCUGAUCUUCCGCGUGCAUACUCGGUGCCUAUCGUUAUCCCUAUCCUGGUUCUGCUGGCAGCUGUUUUCCUGGUUCUAGCACCCAUCAUUGACAAUCCUCGGCUGGAGUACCUGUAUGUCAUCCUUUUCAUCCUCAGUGGAGUUGUCAUUUACGUGCCAUUCAUUCACUACAGACUAUUCCCAGGCCUGUUUGACAAACUCACCGUCUUCCUCCAACUCUUCCUGGAGGUGGCGCCCACUGACAAAAACCUGUAAAGGGCCAGGGUUCUUCCAGGUUGUGGGGCAUUGCUUUUCAGCUAUUAACCCCCAUUCAAUAUUACUGCUUUUCAAGGGCAUUUUACCUUUCUGUUACCACUCUGUCAUUGGUGGUAAAAAUUUAGACCCUAAUAUUUCUAAAAUAAGUAAAAUAAUUAAAGUAAAAAAGCUUGAUUUUAUUUUAUUUCGUUAGAAUCUGUUUCCAAGCAUUAUGUUCUUGUGGGGACUAACCAUGUAGGACUCUUUUUCUGAAUUUAGUAGCAUACAAGCCUUUUGGCACUUUUAGGCAUGCUAGACUAAAAUAUGUGAACAAAAUAAUUAUUCUUUAUUUGUGAAAACAUUUCUGAUUUUCAAACAUUUAAAAUGUUUUCAAAUUGUGUAUGUUUUAUCUAAUUCAGAGUAAAGUGAUUUUAAUGAAAAAUAUUACUAAAGCUCUUUAAAAAACCUCAUUUGAAAACCACGCUUCCCACCUGAGCAAACUACUUGUGAAAACUACCAGUUAAGCCUUAAUGACGUUUUCAGAUUCUGGAUGCAACCAAUUUAAUUUUCUUUCCUCCUGAAAAUUUCCUUAGGUUCUUUUGCAUUUAGUCAAGCAUUAAAGUCCUUUUAUAAAGCACAUAUGUGAUUUGAGAUAUAAAAAUGACAUGGAAUAAAAAUUUGAAUUGGAAAA
Electrophorus electricus (electric eel) is the source of this 2110-nucleotide messenger RNA. Its product is annotated as b(0,+)-type amino acid transporter 1. Gene Ontology annotation, cellular component: membrane. Gene Ontology annotation, molecular function: L-amino acid transmembrane transporter activity. The record is from RefSeq and is a predicted model, not a curated record. Gene Ontology annotation, biological process: amino acid transmembrane transport. Lineage: Eukaryota; Metazoa; Chordata; Actinopteri; Gymnotiformes; Gymnotidae.